Molecule: messenger RNA, 5569 nt
Organism: Saccostrea echinata
Lineage: Eukaryota; Metazoa; Mollusca; Bivalvia; Ostreida; Ostreidae
Product: phosphatidylinositol phosphatase PTPRQ-like
Exons: 34
Coding region: 1-5079 (1692 amino acids)
Biological process (GO): protein dephosphorylation
Molecular function (GO): protein binding; protein tyrosine phosphatase activity
Source: RefSeq, a predicted model, not a curated record
AUGACCACGGACUUUUCCAGAUUAAUGAUUAUUGGAAUUGUGAUCCUCAAAAUGGACAUACCACCAAGAAUGGCUGCAAUGCGUAUUGUUCAGAUUCUUGUCUGGUGUUAUGUCAUCACCACCACAAAUGAAGCUGCGUCUCUUGGACAAAACUGUAACGAAGCCACUCCGUGUGGCUAUAUUGGAGGAUUAUGUAAUGCAUCAAAGAUCUGUGUGUGUGACACGGGAGGUGGAUAUGGAGAAUUUAAUGGAGAGUGCAAAUCAAAUUCCAUCACAGUGUCAUUAUCAGGACCAGGCAGCGGUGUUUUAUAUGGAUCAUCUACAAGUCUCACGGUAACAAUUACAACAGCUGUAGCUGCAACUUCAGUAGCUUGGCAGAAGGUGGCGUCUGGUGGAAGUCUUACAAGCAUAACUGUAGACUCUACAAAGUACACACAGACAGGUGACCCCGGGUCUGGUACAGUCAUACUUACCAUCAACAACAUUAACUACAGUGAUGAAGCCAGUUAUCAGGUUCAGGUUACCAACGGCCUGGGGAUAACCAAUACCAGUAAACAGGUGGAAGUUGACGUGACUGGAGAUCCACCGAGUGUCAGUGUAUCAGGACCUACCCAGUCUGGUGACACUGUAACCAAUGGGUGUACUGCUACUGUCACAGCUGAUUCUCCAGCUAUCACAGCUAUAAAGUGGACAAAAGAUGGAACUGAGAUAGAUAUAGCUAACUCUGGUGGUAAAUACUCUGGGGGAACUGUAAAUAAUCCAGCGUUGAUCAUCAAUACCAUAGGCAGCAGUGACAGGGGAGUUUACCGUUGUGUGGCCACUAAUGCAGCAGGAUUCACUACAAGUUACAAUAAUGUGAAUCUGAUUCCUCCUGGUGUGACAAUCUCAGGUCUUCAUCCCUCUGUGGAGUAUGGUGAAAAAGCUACACUUGUUGGAAGUUAUGGCUCAGUACUUGAAGUGACUUCAAUUAAAUGGCAGAAAAUUCAGAAUGGUUCACCUAAAGACAUUAAUAUAUCAGAUGGUAAAUACUCGGGUAGUAUUGUUACGGGAAAAAAUCCACAACUUGUGAUCAACUCAGCAAAUUUUAAUGACAGAGGAUUGUAUCAGAUGGAGGUCAGUAAUGGAGUGGGAUCCAGCAGCAGUAACCCACUGAUAUUAAAUGUAACUGGAGGUAACCUGGCUGUUGUCAUAGUAGGUACAGAUUUAAGAGGUAGAUACGGAGGAAGUGUGAUGAUUGAAUGUAAUGUGACAGGUCCAGAAGUAAGAAACAUACUGUGGAAAAAAUACAGAAAUAGCAAUUUUCUUCAAGACAUCACCAUAGAUGGUACAAAAUACACAGGAGGAUCAGUGCCAUCCCCAUCUGUAACAAUAAACAGCCUGACUACAAAUGAUGCAGGACAGUACCAGUGUAUAGCCAGUAAUCCUGGUGGAACUUAUUCCAGUGAUAAAAAAGCCACAGUCACCGUAGUGUAUGGACAAUUUAAUGAAGAUUGUACUGACGCAGAACUAUGUGAUUCCAACGAACAUUUAACAUGUUAUAUUUCCGAUAGCAAAUGCUUUUGUGAUAAUGAUCAUUAUCAUAACAAUCAGAUAUGUUAUCCAAGAUUUUAUCUUACCCCAACAAUAAUCAAAACAAGCAGUACAACAUCAAAUUUCUCAGUGUUCUGGAACCAUCCCUCCACAGAUUACAAUCUUUUCAAUAGUCAUUCAGUGUCAUGGAAAGCCAGUGGGAGUUCACUUGCAUCAACAGAAUCAACAGGCAGAGCAGCAACCAGCUACACUGUCAGCUCAGGAAUUGUGUCUGGUCAGCUCUACAUUGUGACUGUGUCCUCUGUUGUUGGACUAACAAAUCCAAUUAGUACCAUAUAUGUGUCAUCACAGGAGUGGACAGUAAGACUGUAUCCACAUCCACCUGGCUCUAUUUUAAAUUCAAGUUCAUUUGCUUAUAAUAACCUCAUAUUAAAGUGGACUCCUCCAUCUAAUACCAUUAUUACUAAAUAUGAAGUGACAAUUGAUCAAAAAUCCUAUAAUACAACAAACAAUAAUCCUUUGUUGAGUUUUACUGAAGAAUUUACUCCUGGGAAAUAUCAUGAUGUCAGUAUUGUGACCAUCAGUGGUGCAUCAAUUGAGGAAAAGAGAAGCACAACACACAGAGAGAGGAUUAGAAUCACACAAACAAAACCAGAUCCACCUACCAAUCUUGCCUGUCCACAACAACCAAAGGACAUCUCUUUAGAAAUAUCAUGGAUGCCUCCCACGAAUCCUAAUGGACAAAUUGUGAGGUACCAGAUUCAUGUGAAUCUUGGGGAUCGCAUCAUUGACACACCAAAUAAUGCUACAAGUUACAAUGUUGUGGGUUUAAGUCCAGAGAAAAUGUAUAAUUUCACUGUCAGGACAAUCAAUGAUGCAGUGGACACAAAGAAUGUUAGUGAUUCCAGUGGGGCUAUCAACUGUUCAACAAAAGCUGGAGUAUCUUCUCCUCCAACUCAGCUAAGUGUAAAUGAAGUGCAGAGCAGAGGGUUUCAGGUUAGAUUCGGAAAACCUGAAAUUAUUACUGGCCAGUUAGCCGCAUACAAAAUAAUUAUCCUGGAAGGAUUAGACUGUGUACAACAGAUAAUAAUUGAAGGAAACUGUCCACAAUGUAUGAGUACAAAUGGUUGUCCAUACACUAAGACUGAAACAAGACUUGAUAUAACUAAGCCUGUGAUAUACCCAGCUACAGGUCUAAAACCUUACACCAAGUACAUUGUGAAAGUAGCAGCAGUGAAUGGAAAUGGAGAAGGACGCUUUAGUAAUGCAACGGCCAAGACUGAUGAAGAAAUUCCACAAAAGCCUGGGCAGAUAGCUGCAACACAUAUAGAAGCCAAAAGUCUGACAUUGUCCUGGAGUGUAGCAUAUCCCUCACCUGGAAACACAACAUACACUAUAUAUGUGUAUGAAGGAACUGAUGAUACUGGAAUGAACUUUAACCUGAGACAACCAAAACUGAACACAUACGGAUUUUACAAGAAGUCAGCGUCCAUAGACGAGUUAGAGGAAUACUGGCCAUACAGAUUCAAAGUUGAUGCUUCUACAAUAAAAGGGAAUACAACAUCAGAUUUAUCAAAUAUUGUCAGAACAAAACAAGCAGCACCAGAAGAAGUGGAAAACUUUACUGUCAAGAUAAAAGAUGGAGACUACAGGAUGGCCUAUGUAUAUUGGAACAUUCCAUCGCCGAAGAAUCGUAAUGGUGUCUUACAGAGCUACCAUUUCAGCAUUAGACACAAUCAUACAGGGACAGAGAUAAUGGGAACGAUUCCAGUCUCUCUCACAACACAACUUGUUGAAAAAAAUUUCACGGUUGAACCGGAGGAGGUGUAUUCUGUAACGGUGUAUGUGACAAAUAAUGAGAGUGUGUCAGGUCAGGAGGUCUCACAGAAUUAUAGAGUACCUGCUGGUCCACCUCCACUGGACAACAAUAAGGAACUGAUAACUACAAGACCUGGUGAUCACAAGCCUUCACUGCAAACAAUCACAGUAGAGGUUAACACAGAUUUCUUCAAAAAUGAUUUGAAUGGAAAACAAGUUUUCUUUGGAAUUGCAGUAUGUGAAAAAUCUAAAUGUGCAAGCCAAGGAACAUCAACAGUAAAAAGGGAAUGGGAAGGUUUACCAAACUGGCAUAAAGCCAGCAAAGCUGGAUUCCCAUUAUACAGAGUCACUAGUGAAGCUUAUAUGGAAAAUAUCAGGAGUACUUUUACAGGAUCCAGAUGGAAAAGAUCCUCAUCAUCUGAAUUUAUCAUUGGAGAAGAUACAAUUUGUCCGUUAUUAGAUUCUUAUGUGUACUGUAACGGCCCUCUUAAUCCUGGACAGUCAUACAGUUAUUCUAAUGUGAUUGUAUUUGCCUGUACAAAUGGAGGAUGCACACAUUCAGAGCAAAUUGGGCCAUACAACACACUUGUAGUAGAGAAAAUUGAAGGGACCUCAAAUUUAGGUGUAAUAGUUGGAUCCAUAACCGGAGUUAUAGUUCUUCUUGUUAUUGUGGUUUUGGUCUAUAGAAAAGGAAGAAAUAGGAAGAACCAAAACGAUGCUAAUACCUAUGCCGAUCUGGAAUUCAGUCAACGAUUCAAAGAUGAACAAGUUUAUCUCAAAUUGGAUCGGGGAAUUAGACCAAAGAAAACGUCUAUACCUAUAAAUCUGUUCGUUAGCCAUGUGGAGGAUCUGAUGAAAGACAGUAAAUUAAAGAUUUGUCAUGAAUUCUCCAAUAUACUUUUGUCAAAUAGUAAAGGAAGUACAAGAAUAGGACAAUCUAAAAACAAUGUGCCUAAAAAUAGGAGCAGUAUCGUUCCAUACGAUUUCAAUCGGGUAAAGUUAUUAGAAGGAGGAAAGGGUUCACAGAAUGACUAUAUAAAUGCAAGUUUUAUUUUGACCCAGCACUACAUAAUUACCCAGUAUCCUCUGCCAAAGACAAUUGGACAUUUCUGGCAAAUGGUUUGGGAACAGAAUGUACCUACUAUUGUGGUACUUUCUGAUGACAGCAAUGAUAAUAUCAAGGGCGACCAGUAUUUUCCAGUCGCGGAUGGCGCGGUGCUUUCCAUGGGAGGAAUCGACGUAGAACUGCUGGCAACCUUUAACAUUCUUGAAAGAGCGAGUUUGCGUAAAAUCAGAUUGUCUAAGAACUCAUUUUUACGCGGAAAGGAGCUGAAGAAUGUAAAUCACUAUCAGAUGUAUGGUCUUAACAUGGCAAAUUUAUCGGAGGAACUACUCAGUUGCAUAAGUCUUAUAAAAUCGAAUGAAAAAGAUAUAAAAGAUACAGGACCAUUCAUCGUGCAUGGAGGAUGCUCUGGAACUGACUAUAGCGGAGUGUUCAUCUCAACAGAUUAUCUGGUUAAAUCAGUAGAGGCAGGUGCCAGAGAUGUUGAUGUAUACGGGACAGCAUUAAGUGUUAUGAAUGAAAGAAUGUUGACAAUAAAUACGGAAGAACAAUAUUCAACCAUUUACACCUGUCUUCAGAAAUAUUUUGUCUCAAAAGCAGGCGCAAAGACAUGUGAUGAAGAUUUUGAAAGAAAAAGUACAGCUGGUACAUACGAAUACUUACCAUGAAGUCAUUUUAUCCGGAAUCUUCAAAAACAUCUUUUUACACAUAUUUUGUCAAUCAUCUGCUUUGAUGUUUCCAAUAGUUUAGAUUUUUGUCCCAUUUUUUCUCUGUUCUAUGGAAAUAUUGUCAAGGGACAAGGAAUAAUCCGAAUCUGAUUACAGAGGUGUAAUAGACACAUUUCUUUCAAAUUUUUAUUCAUUUCUAUAAGCUACACAGCGUAUUUUCUUUUCAAAAUUAAUGAAGAAAAGUUGUGUUAGUAGAAGUGUCACUUUCUAAGAAUUAUAUUGAAACAUUAUUUUAUUUGACUUGGAAAAAAAUGAAAGUGUUCAUGUACAUUGGUAACAAUGUAAUCAUAGAGUCAAGCAGUCCUUUUUCAAUUUCUCAAAAAAAAAUAUGGUAUUCCCCAGAAAUAGUAUCAUUUAGUUGUUUCUUUUAUUUUACUUCCACUAGUAAUUUCAGUGCAAAUUGAUUUUGUAAAAGAAUAUUCUACAUGUA